Molecule: messenger RNA, 537 nt
Organism: Heterostelium album PN500
Lineage: Eukaryota; Evosea; Eumycetozoa; Acytosteliales; Acytosteliaceae
Exons: 3
Coding region: 1-537 (178 amino acids)
Biological process (GO): intracellular protein transport; retrograde vesicle-mediated transport, Golgi to endoplasmic reticulum; intra-Golgi vesicle-mediated transport
Cellular component (GO): COPI vesicle coat
Source: RefSeq, a predicted model, not a curated record
AUGAACGAUUUAGAUUUAAUUUGUCAAAUUAAAGCGUUGGUCUUGUUAGAUAGUAAUGGAAAGAGAAUACAUAGUGCAUUCUACGAUCAGAAUAUAGAGGAGUUCAAAACUGAAAAGGAUAGAAGAGCAUUUGAAUCAAAAGUACAUGAAAAGAAUAAAAUUACAAAUAGUGAAUUAGAAAUUAUCGAUCAGUUUAUUGUGGUCGGUGGUAAAACAGGAGAGUUGGAACUCUUCAUUGUCGGAUACAAGAAUGUAAAUGAAUUGGUGUUGCUAGAUGUCUUCAAUGUACUCACGAGUCUGAUGAGAAGAAUCUGUGCCACCGAAGACUCAUCGGUCAUCACAAAGAAAGGUAUUUUAGAUAAUUAUUGGGUGCUAAGACUGUAUCUAGAUGAGAUUAUAAGUGAUGGUAUCGUUUUUGAAGUUGAUGAAGAAACUAUUGUAGCAAGAACCCCACUGGCAGAUCAAGGUGCUACCGACCUUAACAAUGCAAUCGAAAUGGCAAAAGAGAGAUUUUCAUAUUUCACAAAGGGAAGAUAG